Molecule: messenger RNA, 2285 nt
Organism: Chenopodium quinoa (quinoa)
Lineage: Eukaryota; Viridiplantae; Streptophyta; Magnoliopsida; Caryophyllales; Amaranthaceae
Exons: 1
Coding region: 836-1702 (288 amino acids)
Source: RefSeq, a predicted model, not a curated record
GUGUGUAUUAAUCUUUGCUCUUGGAAUCAGUGUUGAAUAGGAAUCUUAGCAUUUUCUUAUUUGUUAAGUGGAUCCAUCAUAACUCUCAUUACCAUGAAUUAGGGAAAAGCAUUUUCAUCUUAACAAUAUAUUAUUCUUAAUUAUUUGUCUUUUUCUUUUUAAUUAUUAUUUCUGAUAACAAUUAAUAUAACUAACCCUGCAACUCUACAGAAAUCUGCAUGGCAAAAGUGUACUGUCACAGAGAUUGUUAAAGAGGUGAAAAUUUUUUAUAUCAAAAAAAUCAAUCAUAAAGAUAUAAAAAAAAUGGUAAAAAUAAAUAAAAAUAAGCAGAGCAUCACUUGUCUUUUAGCUCCCAAGUGUGUCCAUGUGCAGUUCUGUUCCCGUAUAGUUAAACACAAUCGUAGCUAAUCUGUUUCGGCCUUACUAGACCAGUAAGUUUUUUUUUUUAUUGGAACAUAACGAAUGUAUUGUAUACAACGUUUUUAAUCACCAUAAUACAAAGAGACUUUUAAGUGAUAUAAAGAGACUAAAACGUGUUAUGAGUACGUACAAUACGUCCGUUGCAUACACAAGAGUCAAUACCUUAAAAAAAAAAAAAAAGUUAAUACUCAAAGCAUGAUUUAAAACAGAGCUAAACCAAAAAACACCCAAAAAAACCAUUUACUUUCAGUCUCUUCUUUAUAAACUUGGAAAAACUACAUUCACCCACCAGUAAUCAACCCUUUUCUCCCCCCUCUCUUUCUCUCUCCUCAUUUCUUACUCUCUCUUCCUAAAAAACAAGAUCCUUUCAUUAUCUCAUUAUAGCACAAAAAUCCCAAAAAAUAAAGAAAAAAAAAUGGUGUCACCUGAAAGAAGUAGAUCAAUGGGAGAAACAACAACAACGACGACGACGACGAUGACGAGUCCGAGGAUCUCAUUUUCAGCAGAGUUUAUGGAUGAUGACAGCUUCAUCUCCAUAAGCCCAGGCUCGUCAUUAGAUAAAGAUGACCAAAUAGAAAUCGAAAGGGAAAUAGUUAAGAAUGCAGCAGCAGAGUUUGAGUUUUUAUCAGGUAAAAAUAGUUUAGAUGCAGGUCAUUCAACAAUGUUGACAGCAGAUGAACUUUUCUUUGAAGGGAAACUCCUGCCUUACUGGCAAAUCAACCAUGCAGCUGAGAAGCUCACUAGAAUCAACCUCAAAUCGUCCUCGCCCGACGAGGACGAUAACCCAACCAACACUACCACCAGAGAGUCCUCCGGGAAAAUGAAGCUAAAAAACAAUAACAUUACUACAACUUCCAGGGAUCAACAGGCGAAUUCGAGUGCUAUAAUGCUGGGGAGAGACCAGCAGGAGCCGAGGAUAUGGUUUGUAGACGAUGACCCAUCACCAAGGCCGCCAAAAUGUACUGUAUUGUGGAAAGAGUUGCUUAGGUUGAAGAAAACAAGGUCCUCUACUUUGUCCCCUUCGUCGUCUUCCUCUUCGUCGUCGUCGUCUUCGAGUUCAUUAGGAGAUGCUGCUGCAAUGGAGGAGAAAGAGAAGGAAAAGGAAAGUGGGUUAAGUACUAGAGAGAAGCAUAUUAAGAGGAUUAAAAAGGGAUUAGAAAGAACUAGAUCAGCAAGUAUGAGGAUUAGGCCAAUGGUUAAUGUACCUAUUUGCACUCAGAGUGGUAAGAGCAGCUCAUUGCCUCCUUUGUUUCCUCUCAAGAAAAACAAGAUUGAUAGGUAAAAAUUGGAAAUUUUUUUUAAUUUUUUUUUUAAUUUUUUAUUUUUGAUUUUUAUUUUUAAUUAUUUUUUUUAAUUUUUUGGGUUUUUGGGGUUUAGUUCUCAAUCAGCUUGUGAAUCUGUAGGAUUCUUGAUUGAUUAUGUUCAUGAACUUGUCUUAUUACUUUUUUUUUUUCAUUUUUUCCUGACCCCCCUUUAUCUCUAUUUCCACCCCCUUUUUCUCCCUUUUUUGGAGGUAUAUUAUUUUUUUUUCCACUUUUUUAUUGAUGUUAUUCAGAAAAUUUGGUUUUAGUGGAUCUGAUAUCAGAAGUGAGUGAAUCACUACCAUGUACAUGCCUGACAUUGUCUAUGUGUUGGAUGCUAUUCACAAUUAAUGUGUAUUAAUUACUAAUGUCAUUCAUUUACUGCAACUGCAUUUGAUGAGCUUGACCAGAAGUCUAGGGUCUAAAAGAAUAUUGGAAAUCUCAGAAUUUUUUUGAAUUUCUGUUCAGUCUCCUCACAAUAUUUGGAGGGGAAGUCAAAAGGUUACAGGAGACUGAAUCUUAAUCUUUGUUAUUCGCUUUAGAAAUGUUUAGUUGACCCUGAGA